CUCUCUCCUGCAACAUAAAUAUCUGAAAGCUAGAAAGAAAGAAAGUGGUCAGAAAACAUAAAAAUCUAGUUGUGUAUCUAUAUAAAUUUGUGCUGUACAUCACCAUCAGUAGCUGGUGGUGGGUGGUGGUUGGCGUUGAGGUGUAGUAUAUCACCGCCGCAUUAUCAUCAUCUUCUUUCCUUUUUUCACGGGAAGCUUUUCCGACAAUCCAGCUAACUCUUCCUCCAUACCCAAUGAACCCCACUUUUAUACCGCUAGUAUAAACUAAGUGAGAAAUCCUUGUAUUCAUUCUUUCAGUUUGUGUUUGUUUUGUUAGGGUUUGAGUUCUUUGGGAUCUGAUGUCAUUUUUGAGAGACAAAAAGACAAGUUUCUUUCACUUCAAUUCCCGAGGAAAUUAAAACCCUUUUUGGUCCAAUAAACAUUCCUUCUGUUCAUUGUUUCUUUUUUCGUUUUUUGUCUCCUUUUGUUUGUUUAUUAACUGAAGCUGAGGACACUUGUUCUGAAAUUAAUCCUCUCUCUCCAACCACUCGAAGAAGAAGAACAAGAUCGACCUAAGUGAAGAACUUCAUCAUUUCCAAGGUGAUCCAUCAAGCAUUUUAAGUUGCAGAAUAUGAAUAACUUUUCACACGUUCCUCCCGGUUUUAGAUUCCACCCAACUGAUGAAGAACUUGUAGAUUAUUACCUCAGAAAAAAGAUUGCAUCAAAAAGAAUUGAUCUUGAUGUUAUUAAAGACAUUGAUCUCUACAGAAUUGAGCCAUGGGACCUUCAAGAUUUAUGCAAGCUAGGAACUGAGGAACAAAACGAAUGGUAUUUCUUUAGCCACAAGGAUAAAAAAUACCCAACAGGAACUCGCACAAAUAGAGCUACAAAAGCUGGGUUUUGGAAAGCCACUGGAAGGGAUAAGGCCAUAUACUCUAAAAAUAAUCUAGUUGGCAUGAGAAAGACCUUGGUGUUUUACAAAGGUCGAGCCCCAAAUGGACAGAAAUCUGAUUGGAUCAUGCACGAGUAUAGACUUGAAACAAAUGAAAAUGGAACAAGACAGGAAGAAGGAUGGGUUGUAUGUAGGGUAUUCAAGAAACGAAUAACAACUGUACGUAGGAUGGAUGAACAUGAUUCAUUAGGCUGGUUUGAUGAUCAAGUCUCAUUCAUGCCAAAUUUUGAAUCGCCAAAAAGGAUUAGUACUCAUCCUUACACUUCAAAUACAUCAUACCAUCAUCACCAGUUUCCUGCAAAAUCUGAACUUGAUCAAUUGCAUUACAACUUGCCUCAAGAUCACUCAUUUCUCCAGCUUCCUCAAUUAGAAUCUCCAAAAAUUCAACAGCCUGUUUCUACCACUUUUCAUCCAUCAACUCAACAGUUAAACAUCAACUUGCUUUAUGGUAACAAUAUUGGUGAACAAGAUCUUCAAUUAACUGAUUGGCGAGUACUUGAUAAGUUUGUUGCUUCUCAGCUUAGUAAUGAACAAGAUCCUUCAAAUCCUCAUCCAUCAUCUCUUCAAAUGACUGAACAUAUGAACAUGCUUUUAAGUGAUUCAAAGAGUGACGAAAUGGCUUCCGAAUGUGCUUCCAUAUCCACCUCCACUUGCCAGGCUGAUCUCUGGAAAUAAUUAAUUUAGAAACAUAUAUAAAUGAGUUUCUAAUCACAUCAACAAGAAAAUGAAAGAAAAAGAAAGUAUAUUAUGGUGACUAGAAUGCAUGUAUUAAUAUCAAAGUUCGGCAAAUAUAUUAUGGUGACUAGAAUGCAUGAACUAAUGCAAGUAUAUUAUGUUUUUUUUUUUUUAUAUUACUUUUUUUUUGUUAUUGAUGACCGGUUGAGUAUAGUUUUAAUGUGGGUCGUGAACGGUUCUAAGAAACUUAUCGGACUAUAUAAGCUUUGUUAACUAGCUAAGUAGAUAUGUAUGUAAUUCAUAUAACAUAUUUCUAAUGUAUGCAUGUAUGUACGUAUUAUGAAUGUUCUUAUUUGUUAAGACUAAUUAACAAGGGAAUGAAAGUGUUUAAUCUA
Lactuca sativa (garden lettuce) is the source of this 2001-nucleotide messenger RNA. RefSeq names its product NAC family transcription factor (gene NAC007). Lineage: Eukaryota; Viridiplantae; Streptophyta; Magnoliopsida; Asterales; Asteraceae. Gene Ontology annotation, biological process: regulation of DNA-templated transcription. The record is from RefSeq and is a predicted model, not a curated record. Gene Ontology annotation, molecular function: DNA binding.